AAUUUAGUUCGUUAAAAUGAUACCAAGGUCAAUGACCUUGUGACCUUGAAUGUGACCUAUAUCCGGAAAAUAGCUUUUUGGAACUUUGUUCCCACCGGGCGAAUAAUGUUUCACAAACACUUCUUGUUUUAAGUUUUCUAUAGAGAAAGAAAACAUUUCCGUUUGUUUAAAAAUGAUACUUGUACUUUAUUCCUUUCUAUAAUGUGUAAUUUAUUUUCUAUUAUUUCAGCAAGCAAGCUAUACGGUGGAUUAUUAGAUGCUAUACAAAUUUCCAUUGGUGUCAUUGUAAUUUUACUCGUAUUAUUUCUGAUCAGUAAACAGAGAUCUCACAAAUCUAACAAGAUCCAAAUAAAUGAUAAGGGGGAAAGAUAUGUACUUGUGUUUCCUCCCAAACAAGAAAACAACAAGAAAAGCAUUGAGAUUCAUCGAGCGGACUGUUUGUGUAAUCAAUCAGAAAUCAUCGAAACUCAACCCUCCCUACAGAAUUAUACACCACUACAAGCUAUCAACGGAACUGCAACGUAUACUGAACUAAGUCUAACAAAUGAUUACCUUGAUGUUGUUCGUGAGAUCUGAUCAAAGGACACAUUAAUGCAUGUGUACAGACCAAAUUUUUUUUGCACAUAC
Messenger RNA from Saccostrea cuccullata (small rock oyster), 627 nucleotides. RefSeq lists its product as uncharacterized. The coding region runs from base 202 to 576 and encodes 124 amino acids. The transcript is spliced from 2 exons. Lineage: Eukaryota; Metazoa; Mollusca; Bivalvia; Ostreida; Ostreidae. The record is from RefSeq and is a predicted model, not a curated record.